AUGGGGUUCUUCUCCGCUGCGAUCAAGAGCAUCGCUCCUAUAUUCAUCAUGACCUCGCCCGUCACCUCCUAUGCCGACCAGAUCUACUCUAUCCAUAAGAACCGCUCCUCGGGCGGUUUUUCCCUCGACAUCCCUCUGAUCAUGCUGUUGGCUUCGAUAUUGAAGAUCUUCUACUGGUUCGGCGCGCACUUUGCGCUGUCGCUCCUCACGCAAGCCAUUCUCAUGAUCAUCAUGCAGUGCCUGCUGCUGCACGUCGCGCUGACGCACCGGCCGCCGUCGGCGGCGCAUCACACGCCGUUUGCGCCGGCUCCCGCGCCGCGCCCCUACAAUUUCUGGCAGUGGCGCCCGCACCGCACCUACUGGGUCUUCCUGGCCUACUUCACCGGCGGCCUCUUCGUCCUGCACAUUCUGAUCUCGCCGACUUCCUCGUUCCCCGCCUACACCAACAUGCUCGGAUACCUGGGCCUGGCGAUCGAGGCCACGCUUCCGCUGCCGCAGAUCAUGACGAACCAGCGCAGUAGGAGCACCAAGGGUUUCAGGCCUAGCGUGCUGCUGAACUGGCUGGUCGGUGACGUGUUUAAGAUGGCCUUCUUCUUCCUCAGCGGUGACGGAGAGGUGCCCUGGGCGUUCAAGUUCUGUGGUCUGUUGCAGGCUUGCUGCGACGCUUAUCUGGGUGUACAGUGGUGGAUGUUUGGAAAUGGGCCUUUGGAACCAACUGGGACAUUGGCAAAGGAGAUCAACAUCCCCCUACGGGAUAUUUAA
Molecule: messenger RNA, 762 nt
Organism: Aplosporella prunicola CBS 121167
Lineage: Eukaryota; Fungi; Ascomycota; Dothideomycetes; Botryosphaeriales; Aplosporellaceae
Exons: 3
Coding region: 1-762 (253 amino acids)
Biological process (GO): phospholipid translocation; retrograde transport, endosome to Golgi
Cellular component (GO): trans-Golgi network; endosome
Source: RefSeq, a predicted model, not a curated record